Molecule: messenger RNA, 2058 nt
Organism: Saccharomycodes ludwigii
Lineage: Eukaryota; Fungi; Ascomycota; Saccharomycetes; Saccharomycodales; Saccharomycodaceae
Gene: UTR1
Product: NADH/NAD(+) kinase
Exons: 1
Coding region: 1-2058 (685 amino acids)
Biological process (GO): NADP+ biosynthetic process; NAD+ metabolic process
Molecular function (GO): NAD+ kinase activity
Source: RefSeq, a predicted model, not a curated record
AUGAAAGGAACAGCUAAGAUGGAUGGAGGUGUCUAUCUUGAAAACAGUAAUAGGAGGGAAGAAGAAGACUGCGAUGAAAAUAAUGACGAUAUUAUAUUAAAUACUAGUAAUUCAAUUAUAUGUGCGCAAGAAAUGAUUAAAAGAUUAUCCUCUUCUUCAAUAUCUAAUAUUGCCGAGUGUAAAGAAAAAUCUAACACUGUAUCACAUCGUAACUUGCUAUACAACCGUAAUUCCAUAAAUGGUGGUGGUGCUGCUGCAUCAUUUUUUGCUGACUCUAUGAUGGUUGGCAACAAAAACAACAAAAACAAUAAUAAUAAUAAUAAUAAUAACAAUAUUAUUAGUAGUAAUGACGGUAAUAGCAGUGCUAAGAAUAAUAAUAUUAUUACUAAUAAUAAUGAAACUGAUUGUAACGAUAACUUGUUAAAAUGUUGUCAUAAAAGAGCCAAGUCACAUGCUCAACUAGCAGAAACAGCUCACGGUGUAAGGUUAUUAAGUAAAGGGAUUUCCAACACGAAAUUUAUAAUCAAUGUAGAACAUUUGUUGAUUGUCACCAAACAUUAUGAUGAUUCUUUGAUUUAUUUAACUAGGGAUUUAGUAGAAUACAUACUAAAACAUUAUCCACACAUUAUAAUUUACGUUGAAGAUGUCUUAUUUGCAAACAAUCCUAAGUUUGAUUUAAAGGAGAUUGAAAAGGAAUGUAUUUCCAACGUUGAUAACAUAAAUAAUAAUUCGAGCAGUGGCAGUAGUGGUAAUACCAAUAAUAGCUGUCGUAGUGCAAAAAAUAACCUAAAGUAUUGGAACAGAUACGAGUUGAGUCGAAGUAACAGUAACGAGACCGAGGAUCAGGGCGAAGAUUUAUAUGAUCUGGUGAUCACCUUGGGUGGUGAUGGAACUGUUUUAUAUGUUUCUAGUUUGUUUCAAAAGAAUGUUCCACCAGUAAUGUCGUUUGCCUUAGGAUCUUUAGGAUUUUUAACCAAUUUUAAGUUUGAAAAUUACAGAAAAACUGUACAUAGGGUCCUAGAUAGGGGACGCAAAAUUAAAACAAAAUUAAGAAUGAGGUUAUCAUGUACAGUUUACAGAAAGAACGGUGAUGGUCAUCAUUAUAAGGACUUUGAACGGCAAGUUUUGAAUGAACUAACCAUUGAUAGGGGGCCAAGCCCAUUCAUUUCUAAUUUGGAAUUGUAUGGGGAUAAAUCAUUAUUAACCGUUGCACAGGCUGAUGGUUUGAUAAUAGCAACACCGACCGGAUCUACUGCAUAUUCUUUGAGUGCUGGUGGCUCAUUAGUUUACCCCAGUGUCAAUGCUAUUGCUGUUACACCAAUCUGUCCGCACACUCUAAGUUUUAGACCCAUUAUUCUACCUGAUAGUAUGGUUUUAAAGGUGAAAGUUCCAUACGAUUCUAGAUCUACUGCAUGGGCUGCAUUUGAUGGUAAAAAUAGGGUAGAGUUACAAAAUGGUGACUAUGUGAUAAUCAGCGCUUCUCCUCACAGUUUCCCCACUAUCGAAUCAAAAAAUACGGAUUUCAUUGAUUCCAUAAGUAGAACUUUGAACUGGAAUGUUAGGGAACAGCAAAAAUCAUUUAGUAACAUGCUAAGUGAUAAGAAUAAAUAUAGAUAUGAAAAGCAAAAGAAGUUGGAGAUGGCAAAAAAGUUAUGUACUGAUAGUGAAAACAGGGCUUCUUCGUGUGAUUUGUUACACGUUGAGAAUAAAAAAAUAACAAGUAAAGACGGAAAUAAGAAUGAGCAUUUACUAAGUAGGUCAGAUUCGACUUCUUCCGAUUCAACAUCGUCAUCUUUAUCAUCAUCACCAGAUUUUAUAAUAGGCAAAGGAACGGAUGCAGACGAUGGCUGUGCUAUUGUUGAAACAAAUGAUGAAAGUGUUACUCUCAAUAAGAAUGAUACGGACAGUGAUAUUGAUAAUGAGUAUAGACAUAGCUACGAUGAUAUAGAUGUGGUUGAGAAGAUAACGCAUGAGAAGAGAAGUAAAAUUAAAACGAUCAAGACCAGAAAAGACAAUUCGGUUGGUGGGGACGGUAGUAAAAUAAAUUUUGAGCUUUAA